CUUUCGAACAAUUAACAGUAUAAAAUUAUCAUUAACUGUUUGAUUGCCGAACAAUUUAAUGUUUUAAAGCGGGACUGUAUGCCAAUAUUUGGUAAGAAUAUCUUCUCCGUUUGGAAAAGAUGAGUUCCAGUAACUGCAAAUCUAAGAUGCCUCACGCCCUUCUCAUUCCUAUUCCUGCACAGGGUCACAUAAACCCCAUGAUGCACCUCGCUUGGAAGCUCAUCUCUGAUGGAUUCCUCAUCACUUUCCUUAACACCGAAGCCAGUCAUGAGAGAAUGAUUAAAGCCAAGAAGAACAAAGACAUGCAUCAUAACAGCGAAAGGAUCAGGAUGAUUUCUGUUCCUGGAGGACUGCCGACAGAGGUAGUACGCGCGGAGAAUCAAGACCAUGGUGCCUCAGCUUUUUUUGCAGAUGUUGAAAAUACUCUUGGGCCUUCUGUAAUUGACAAACUCAUUCGGGAAAUAAACGAGAAAGAUGAAGACCAGAAAGUCACUUGCAUAAUAGCAGAUGUCUGGACGUGCUUUGGUCUGCACACAGUGGCCGAACUCCAUCAUAUUUCGCUUGCUGCUUUGCAUACGUCUCUUGUUUCCACCUUCGCCAUCCGCUUCUUCUGUCCCAAGCUCGUCUCCCUAGGGCUUCUUCCUUCCGAUGGUAUUCCAAAGGAGGAUACGAUUCAAAAGUAUCUUCCCUCUAUGCCGCCGCUACGGUCUGCUCAUCUGCCGUGGUUAUACGGGGGUGAGUACAUGUUUCGUCAUGGGAUUCGAAUGGGAAAAGAAUCGGCUAAGAUCAAAUGGAUCCUGUUCAACACGUUUUACGAGCUAGAACCUGGUGUAGCUGAUGAUUUGUCCAAAGAAGUGGGUGUUUAUCCCAUUGGUCCCUUGAUUUCUCCCGAGUUUCUGGACGACGACAGAACGAUAUCGACCAUGGCGACACCAAGCUUUUGGGAAGAUGACAUGGAAUGCUUGGAGUGGUUAGAAAAACAGGAUAAGCAAUCUGUGGUCUAUGUGGCUUUUGGGAGUGUGGCUAUUUGGAAUAACCGGCAAGUAGAAGAGAUUGCUCUGGGGCUGGAGGCUACCCAGAGACCAUUUCUGUGGGUUGUGCGCUCGGAUGGAAUGAAUGGGGUCGGUACUGUUUUACCUGCAGGAUUCUUAGAUCGGGUUAGAGACAGAGGUUUUAUAGUUUCUUGGGCUCCUCAGUUAGAGGUGUUAUCUCAUCCUUCCAUAGCUUGUUUCGUGAGCCACUGUGGAUGGAACUCUGUACAAGAGAGCAUCGCCAUGGGAGUUCCGAUGCUCUGCUGGCCUUACUUCGCUGAUCAGUUUCUGAACAGCACAUAUGUUGUAGAUGUGUGGAAGGUGGGGCUGCGUUUGGAAGCCAAUAAUGAUGGGUUAGUGGAGAAAGAGGAGAUUAGAGAAGUAAUUGAGAGAUUAGUUGCUACGAAAGAAGGCAGGCUAAUCAGAGAAGAAAUGAAAAAGUGGAGUAGCACGGCGAAGAAUACAGUGAAAGAAGGGGGGUCGUCUUCCACACACUAUAAGCUGUUUGUCAAUGCCAUGAUGAAGUAAGUCCAAUCAUUUUGGACUCUCCAGAUAAGAAUAUUCAAUUUUAUUGCUUGUUUUUAAUUAUUAUAUUUUUUUAAUGUAUUAAACUUUUAUGGAAAUUAUGUUUGGUUAAGGAAGACAAUGAUUAGCCAAUAAAGACAGAGCAAAAUAAUUGUGA
Cryptomeria japonica (Japanese cedar) is the source of this 1713-nucleotide messenger RNA. RefSeq names its product anthocyanidin 3-O-glucosyltransferase 7. Lineage: Eukaryota; Viridiplantae; Streptophyta; Pinopsida; Cupressales; Cupressaceae. The transcript is spliced from 2 exons. Gene Ontology annotation, molecular function: UDP-glycosyltransferase activity. The record is from RefSeq and is a predicted model, not a curated record. The coding region runs from base 120 to 1559 and encodes 479 amino acids.